Lycium ferocissimum is the source of this 1142-nucleotide messenger RNA. RefSeq names its product putative receptor-like protein kinase At5g39000. Gene Ontology annotation, molecular function: ATP binding; transmembrane receptor protein tyrosine kinase activity. The record is from RefSeq and is a predicted model, not a curated record. Gene Ontology annotation, cellular component: plasmodesma; plasma membrane. Lineage: Eukaryota; Viridiplantae; Streptophyta; Magnoliopsida; Solanales; Solanaceae. The transcript is spliced from 2 exons. Gene Ontology annotation, biological process: protein autophosphorylation. The coding region runs from base 366 to 1142 and encodes 258 amino acids.
UGCCAUUAUGGAGGGUGAUAGAAGGGAAGGUAAGCAUAAACUUUCUACAGUUUUGCAGCCAAAGUUUGCUACAAUCAGUAACUAUAGUAGCGCCAUCUUGAAUGCGCUAGAAGUAUUCAAGAUAAACAACCCUGACAAUAAGCUUGGCAGUGUGAGCCCUGCGCAUCCUGUUACCAGUUCAACACUAGAGAAAUCAGAGCAAUCUGUGCCGUUUUCUACAAAGAAUAAAAUUGCAACUGUACUGACAUUGAUAGUCACUCUGAUCAAUGUUGUUGUUUAUUACACUAGGUGUCUUUCAGAGAUGAACUUUGGCAAGAUGAACAAUAGACAAUCUUCCGGAGACUCGUCAGUUCUAGCUGGAUGAGAUGGUAAGAGCAACCAACAAUUUUGAUCCUCAGCUUGUCAUUGGCAGCGGGGGAUAUGGCACAGUAUACAAAGGGUAUAUUGAUGGUGGAGAGACCACUGUAGCAGUUAAACAAUUGAAAUCAGGAUCCAGCCAGGGGGAGAAUGAGUUUUGGACCGAAAUCAAAAUGCUAUCUACGCACCACCAUGAGAACCUUCUAUCCCUAAUUGGUUACUGCAAUAAAGGUCAUGAGAUGUUAUUAGUUUAUGAUUAUAUGCCUCGAGGAUCACUUGCUGACCACCUCUACAACAUGGACAGAAGUAGCUCCUCUCUCUCUUUGGAACAGAGGCUCAGAAUUGCUAUAGGUGCUGCACAUGGACUGAAUUUCCUUCAUAGAUCUCAAAUAUGGGUUAUACAUCGUGAUGUCAAAAGCUCAAAUAUUCUAUUGGAUGAAAAUUGGGUGAGUAAGAUUUCAGAUUUUGGGUUGUCCAAAGUGGGACCUGGAAAUGAAUCAGCUACUCAUGUUAGUACACAAGUCAAAGGUACAUUUGGGUACCUCAAUCCAGAGUACUUCCUGACUAAUAGAUUGACAUGGAAAACUGAUGUGUAUGCUUUUGGAGUAGUACUAUUUAAAGUUCUCUCAGGUAGGUCGGCAGUCGAUAUGAGACUUCCUGAGGAACAACACGGACUUGUAGCAUGGGCCAAGCAAUGCAUCAGGGAAGGAGAAGUUAAUAAGCUUAUUGAUCAGAAUCUGGCCUGGACUCCAAUGUCUGUCUCCAGCUCUCCAGCUUAUCGUUAA